GAUGGGAUUAGCCUACGAGCGGAAGUGAUGUCACCGCAGGCCGUCUCCUCCAUGUUAUUGUUAUUGUGGCCGCGGGAUGGUGUAGACGGGAGCUUUGGUUUUUCUCCCAGCGAGCAAAACCCACCGACAUGAACGGCAUCACUAAGAGCCGUUUCGAGGUUUUCUGCACCAACGAUGAGGCCCCCAUUAACAAAAAGCUUCCUAAGGAACUACUGCUGAGAAUAUUUUCUUACCUUGAUGUGGUCACCUUAUGCCGAUGUGCUCAGGUAUCUAAGGCUUGGAACAUCCUAGCACUGGAUGGGAGCAACUGGCAGAAGAUCGACCUGUUCAACUUCCAGACGGACAUCGAGGGCCGCGUGGUAGAAAACAUUUCUAAGCGCUGUGGGGGUUUCCUGCGGCAGCUCAGCUUGAGGGGCUGCCUCAGCGUGGGAGAUGCCUCGAUGAAAACUUUUGCUCAAAACUGCAGGAAUAUUGAAAGUCUGAAUCUCAAUGGCUGCACAAAAAUUACAGACAGCACAUCUGCAAGUCUAAGCAAAUUUUGCCCCAAGCUGAGACAUCUGGACUUGACAUCCUGUGUGUCCAUAACCAAUAACGCCUUAAAGGCUUUAAGCGAGGGCUGUCGCCACCUGGAGCACCUGAAUAUCUCUUGGUGUGACCAGAUCACAAAAGAUGGCAUUGAGGCCCUGGUGAGAGGAUGUCCUGGUCUCCAAGCACUGUUCCUGCGGGGCUGCACACAGCUUGAUGACGAUGCGCUGAAGCACAUCCAGAAGCACUGUCCAGAGCUGUUGACCAUCAACUUGCAGUCGUGUACACAGAUCUCAGACGAAGGGCUGGUGAGUCUGUGCCGCGGCUGUCACAAGCUGCAGAUCCUGUGUGUCUCCGGCUGCUCCAGCAUCACAGACGCCUCCCUUACAGCACUCGGCCUCAACUGUCCCAGGCUCAAGAUCCUGGAGGCAGCCCGCUGCUCUCACCUGACAGAUGCCGGCUUCACUAUUUUAGCUCGGAACUGCCAUGAGUUGGAGAAGAUGGACUUGGAAGAAUGCAUUCUGGUGACAGACAACACCCUGGUGCAGCUGUCCAUCCACUGUCCCCACCUGCAAGCACUGAGCUUAUCUCACUGUGAGCUUAUUACCGAUGAUGGCAUCCGUCACCUGAGCAACAGCACCUGUGGCCAUGAGCGUCUCCAGGUGGUCGAGCUGGACAACUGCCCACUAAUCACAGAUGUAACACUGGAGCAUCUAAAGAACUGCCAUAACCUUGAGAGGAUUGAGCUGUAUGACUGCCAACAGGUCACAAGGGCAGGCAUCAAGAGAAUUCGGGCCCACCUCCCUGAGAUAAAGGUGCACGCCUACUUUGCUCCUGUGACUCCACCCCCUUCGAUGGGUGGCAGUGGUCCACGUCUCUGCAGAUGUUGUGUGAUCCUUUGAUGGCGGCCUGCUGAGUAGAUUUGCAGGACAUCUGCUGCUCUUGAGGAGUAGUGCUGGUGACUUCAUUCAGACCCCUGUGUGGGGAGGGAAGGGAUCACUUGCUGAGGCUUCAAGCCGAGCGAUGGAUGCCAACAAUUUUUUAAAGAGUGGGAGGAAAGGAAUGCUGGGAUUUCCUUUUCAGUGACUUUUGUAGCCCUUGUGUUGUUGUGGUCCUUGAGGUGACGUAUUGAUGAUGUGCGCUCACUAUGUGGAUAGUAACGUGACUCGUUUGGUAUAUAUCGGGGGUGUCAGGUUGAAUGCAGGGCCAGGAGAUGAAAGUGCCCAGUGGUGAGUUCGGCAGUGGCCACACGCUUUAUUUAUUUGGUAUUUCUGUUGCACAAUAAGGCUCUGACAAAUAAAGAAUGUUCUUGUUUGAGCAGCAGGUGGCGCUGUUCCAGCACAUCACAUAUGCUAAAUAAAAGCAAUGAAAAAGCUGG
Molecule: messenger RNA, 1903 nt
Organism: Erpetoichthys calabaricus (reedfish)
Lineage: Eukaryota; Metazoa; Chordata; Cladistia; Polypteriformes; Polypteridae
Gene: fbxl2
Product: F-box and leucine-rich repeat protein 2
Exons: 15
Coding region: 129-1427 (432 amino acids)
Biological process (GO): SCF-dependent proteasomal ubiquitin-dependent protein catabolic process
Cellular component (GO): SCF ubiquitin ligase complex
Molecular function (GO): protein binding
Source: RefSeq, a predicted model, not a curated record